CCUUGUAUGAUCAAGUCCGCCGAGUCAACUCGUACCGUGCCCACUCUUCACGUUCACUUGAUCGUUCCUCUCUUCCGUAGUUAGCGGAAAAUGAACAGGCUCUGUAGGAAGGAAGACAGGGUGGAGAUGCGCAGGUGAGGUGACGAGGUAAGGCGCGUUGUUCUCUCUCAUUUCCGACCGUUCAUCAUGCCCUUCUUCUCGUCUGCGGGGAGUCGUCGGGGCAGCGGCCUUGGCCAGUCCAUCCUGCCAUCAUCAUCAUCACCGUCCGCUAAAUCGUCCAGGCAUCGGAAGCCCCCUCGCAGGAGAAACCCUCUCAAGGACCUCAUCUUCUCCAACAAUCUCAUAUUCUCUAUCACCAUCUCCCUCUCCUUCUUCUUCUUUCUUGCUGUCAUCCUCCGAUACGGCAUACCCAAUCCACUCCAUCGCAAUCCUCGUCCCCUCUCCUCUUCCUCUUCCUCCAGGCUCAGAAAGACCUCCACCAUCAGAAAACCCAUAUCCUCCGACAGGAAUCGCAACGAAGCCGUCGUCGACCUGACAACCAAAGAUCUCUAUGACAAGAUCGAGUUCCUCGACAAAGAUGGUGGGCCAUGGAAGCAAGGGUGGAUGGUGAAUUACAUGGGAAAUGAGUGGGACUCUGAGAAAUUGAAGGUUUUCGUCGUCCCACAUUCUCACAAUGAUCCGGGAUGGAAGCUGACUGUCGAUGAGUACUAUGAUCGCCAAUCCAGGCAUAUCUUGGACACUAUCGUAGAGUCCCUUUCCAAGGAUAGCCGCCGAAAGUUUAUAUGGGAAGAGAUGUCGUAUCUGGAGAAAUGGUGGAGGGACUCCUCAGUAACUAAACGGGAAGAUUUCAUUAAGUUAGUCCAGAGUGGGCAGUUGGAAAUUGUUGGAGGUGGUUGGGUGAUGAAUGAUGAGGCUAACUCACAUUAUUUUGCUAUCAUAGAGCAGAUGAUGGAGGGGAAUAUGUGGUUAAAUAGCACCAUCGGAGUUGUUCCAAAAAAUGCUUGGGCAAUAGAUCCUUUUGGUUAUUCAGCUACCAUGGCAUAUCUUCUCCGCCGCAUGGGUUUCCAGAAUAUGCUUAUACAGAGGACUCACUACGAACUGAAAAAGGAACUAGCCUUGAAUAAGAAUUUGGAAUAUAUAUGGCGACAGAGCUGGGAUGUGGAAGAAACAACUGAUAUUUUCGUUCACAUGAUGCCGUUCUAUUCUUAUGAUAUCCCCCACACAUGUGGACCCGAGCCUGCUAUUUGUUGUCAGUUUGACUUUGCUCGAAUGCAUGGGUUCGGUUAUGAAGCCUGCCCGUGGAGGCAAGAUCCAGUGGAGACAAAUCCCGGUAAUGUGCAGGAGAGAGCAUUGAAAUUGUUAGAUCAAUACAAAAAGAAAUCGACGUUGUACAGAACAAACACGCUUCUUGUACCUCUCGGGGAUGAUUUCCGUUAUGUCAGCACUGAGGAAGCAGAAGCUCAAUUUAGAAACUAUCAAAUGUUAUUUGAUUAUAUAAAUUCUAAUCCUGGUCUGAAUGCGGAAGCCAAAUUUGGCACUCUCGAAGAUUAUUUCCAAACCCUUCGCGAAGAAGCAGAAAGAAUAAAUUUUACCCGUCCCGGUGAGGUGGGCUCUGGGGAACUUGAGGGUUUUCCCUCUCUCUCAGGUGAUUUCUUCACCUAUGCUGAUAGACAACAGGAUUACUGGAGUGGCUACUAUGUUUCUAGGCCGUUCUUUAAAGCUGUUGAUCGCGUGCUCGAACAGAUGCUGCGUGCAUCAGAAAUGAUGCUUGCGUUAAUGCUGGGCUACUGUCAGAAAUCACCAUGUUUGAAGCUUCCUGUAAGUUUCUCCCACAAGUUAACAGCUGCAAGGAGGAAUCUAGCACUUUUUCAGCAUCAUGAUGGUGUUACAGGUACGGCUAAAAAUCAUGUGGUGGAGGACUAUGGAACUCGAAUGCACACUUCUUUACAGGAUCUGCAGAUUUUCAUGUCUAAGGCUGUUGAAGUGCUGCUUGGAGUUCAUCGUGGGAAAUCCGAUCAAAGUCCUGCCCCACCAUCUCCGUUUGAGCCAGAGCAGGUACGAUCAAGGUAUGAUGUCCAACCGAUACACAGACUGAUUACCGUCCCUGAAGGAAGUGUGCAGUCUGUGGUUUUCUUCAAUCCACUUGAGCAAACAAGAGAUGAAAUUGUGAUGGUUGUUGUUAGCAAUCCAGAUGUGAGUGUUUUACAUUCGAAUUGGUCUUGUGUGAAAAGCCAGCUUUCCCCUGAGUUGCAGCAUGACAAUGAACAUAUGUUCACUGGGAGGCAUCGUCUUUAUUGGCAAGCUUCUGUUCCUGCCAUGGGUUUGGAAACCUAUUAUGUUGCCAACGGAUUUGUAGGAUGCGAGAAGGCUAUGCCUGCUAAACUGAAAAUUUUCACUGAUUCCAGUCCACCAUCUUGCCCCACUCCUUAUGCCUGCUCAAAACUGGAAGGGGAUACAGCAGAGAUCCGAAAUUGGCAAAGUACACUUGUGUUUGAUGUCAAGACUGGUUUGCUGCAGAAGAUAAGCCAUAGUGAUGGUUCUCAAACUGUUGCGGAAGAAGAAAUAGCAAUGUACUCUAGCUCUGGCAGUGGGGCCUACCUAUUCAAACCCACAGGGGAUGCUCAAUCCAUUGUAAAAGGAGGUGGGCGGCUGGCAAUGUCAGAGGGCCCAUUGGUGCAGGAAUUUUACUCUUACCCAAAGACAGAAUGGCAGAGAGGCCCAAUCUCACAAAGUACUCGUAUCUAUAAUGGGAAGAGCAUACAAGAAUUUGUCAUAGAGAAAGAAUACCAUGUUGAGCUCCUUGGCCGGGACUUCAAUGACAAGGAGGUGAUAGCCAGAUAUAAGACAGAUGUUAACAGCAAACGAGUUUUCUAUUCUGAUUUAAAUGGCUUUCAGAUGAGCCGGAGGGAGACAUACGACAAAAUCCCUCUGCAAGGAAAUUACUACCCCAUGCCCUCGCUUGCCUUUUUGCAGGGUUCAGAUGGUCGCCGGUUCUCAGUCCAUUCUCGGCAGUCACUAGGUGUUGCAAGCCUUAAAAGUGGUUGGCUGGAAAUUAUGCUGGACAGGCGUUUGCUCCGUGAUGAUGAGCGUGGUCUUGGGCAAGGAGUGGUUGACAACCGCCCGAUGAAUGUGAUCUUCCACAUCUUGAAGGAAUCCAACGUCUCUGCUUCAACUUCCACUUCUACCACAAUGCCUCUCAACCCCUCAAUCCUCUCACACCGUGUUGGGGCCCACUUGAAUUACCCCAUGCACGUAUUCAUUGGCAAGAAACCAGAGGAAAUAUCAGUGCAGUCGCUACCACCAAGGUCCUUCUCUCCGUUAGCAGCUUCCUUGCCAUGCGACUUGCAUAUUGUAAGCUUCAAGGUCCCACAGCCUUUGAGAUAUUCUCAGCUUCCUCCCGGAGAUUCUAGAUUUGUUGUCAUCUUACAGAGGCGACAGUGGGAUACAUCUUACUGCCAUAGGGGCAGUGACAGGCAAUGUUCGACUUUAGCAGAUGAGCCUGUCAAUCUGUUCUACAUCUUCAAGGAUAUUGCGGUUUUGAAUGUGAAACAGACUUCUUUGAAUCUCUUACAUGAUGACAUGGAAAUGCUGGGGUACAUUGAGCAUACUGGAAAUGCUGCACAGGAAGGUCUUCUUAUAUCUCCCAUGGAAUUACAGGCCUACAAACUGGAACUGAGGCCCCCCCAGUGAAUUUGAUGAAAGCUGCACUCGUGCUGCAGUCCUCUUUUCCACAUGGCAUGCAGGUGUCUCCUCCUCAUUGGGUUUCUCUUUUAAUGGAUGAGAUGAGAUCAUUUACUUUCCCAGCAUCCACAGCAAGAGGUAUCUGGUUUCUUCCUUUUUCCCUGCCAAUGGAGGGGGCACACAAUUAUCUUUCGGGCUUGAUGAGAUGACAUGAUCUGCAUUGGGCCACUGGCAACAGAAUAUGAAAUUUUAUACCUUUGCUUUUUUACCAGAAUAUGUUGAAGAUGGAGAGCUCAACCUAUUUGUGUUCGAAAUUAAAGCAUAUGCCAGGUAGUCAACGUAGAUUAACCGGCAGGGUCAUUUUCCGCCAUAUGACAUGCCUUUCUACUCAGUCUUCUCUGGGAACUUUGGUAAUCAUAGAGGCACCCUGACCUGAAAUUCUCUGAGACUUUCCUAGUAAUUAGUUCACUUUUUCCUUGUCAUUUAUGCUUGUUGGAACUUCACAUUGUGAUAAAUGUGACUGUACAGAAGUCUGGUCCUGUAUUAAUGAAAAUGUGAUAGAAAACUAUAAGCUGUUUCUAUGUGAGUA
Magnolia sinica is the source of this 4270-nucleotide messenger RNA. RefSeq names its product alpha-mannosidase 2. Gene Ontology annotation, cellular component: Golgi membrane. Gene Ontology annotation, biological process: protein deglycosylation; mannose metabolic process; N-glycan processing. The record is from RefSeq and is a predicted model, not a curated record. Lineage: Eukaryota; Viridiplantae; Streptophyta; Magnoliopsida; Magnoliales; Magnoliaceae. The coding region runs from base 187 to 3690 and encodes 1167 amino acids. The transcript has 4 exons. Gene Ontology annotation, molecular function: carbohydrate binding; alpha-mannosidase activity.